Messenger RNA from Vitis vinifera (wine grape), 850 nucleotides. RefSeq lists its product as uncharacterized. Lineage: Eukaryota; Viridiplantae; Streptophyta; Magnoliopsida; Vitales; Vitaceae. Bases 141 to 716 code for a protein of 191 amino acids. The record is from RefSeq and is a predicted model, not a curated record. The transcript has a single exon.
GGAUUGAAUAGAUGAUUGAAAGAAGCCCCCAAGCAACCUCCUCCUCCCCCUCCGCCUUCCACCGACGCCCAUCCCUGAUUCUCAUAAUAAUUCUUAAUCAGAAUAAAAAGGAAGAAAGUAUUAGCUUAAUUGCAUGAAGAAUGGGGAACUGUGUGUUCAAAGGGUUUGGACAGGUUGAAGAAAUGAUCAAAGUGGUGACUUCCAAUGGUGGGAUCAUGGAGCUCUACGCACCCAUCACUGCCGAGAACAUCACCAAUGAGUUCCCGGGCCACGCCAUCUUCCGAAGCCCUGACCUCUUCUCCCAGCCUCUCCUCCACAGCGAGGAGCUUCACGCCGGAGAAUUAUACUAUCUCCUUCCCCAGAACGCAGGGCGAGUCGGCACAGUCAGUGAAACCAAGCUCAGUGACAACACAUCUACUUCGUCUCUCAUCACGCCAUACCGCAUGUCGUUUGACAACCAAGGGUUGGUGAAGAGAUCGUAUCCGGAAGUGUUCCCGAGGUACAGCAGCACGGGAGUGUGGAAGGUGAAGCUGGUGAUAAGCCCGGAGCAGCUGUCGGAGAUAUUGUUGCAGGAGUCCCGGACAGAGGCGUUGAUCGAGAGCGUAAGGACUGUGGCCAAGUGCGGUAAUGGGGUUUCAUCGAUGGCCAGUUCAGAUCAAUGGAGUGUUGCCAGUAGUUGGAAGGGGUCUUCAGAGAAGAAUGGGGGAGAUGUUUAGCGAAUAUAUCAUUUGUAUUUUCUGACUUUAAUUUAUUUUCUCUCUUAGAAUUAAUGCUAUUUAUUAUGUUCUUCAUUGAGAUAUUGAUAUAUAUCCAUGUGAAUUGUUUAAUCGAAACCUUUUCUUUUUCCUUU